AUGCCUAAGUGUUCAACAGCACAGGAUUCGGUGAAUUUCGAAGAAUACACAACAGAAAAUGAUGUCAAACUGAUAAAUCAUGAAACCAUCAUAAGGGACUGUAGUGUUGGGUCUAAUUCGAUUAGUUCUGAGAACAGCCCUGGAUUUAAUCUUCCAAAGAAUGGACUGAUUGCUUCUGCCCUGGAGAUACCUAAUUCUGUAUGUUUAUCCUUCGAACAUGUUGAUCCACAAAUGGACUGCACUUCUCGCUCACCCAAGAUAGACGAAGAAGUGGUUCAGGAUGUAAAACGUUUGGACUUAUAUGAUAAACAACCAAAGGAUUUAUGCACCGAACAACAGCUAGAACCUGUUAAAAGGGAAGAUUCUAGACACAAUGAGACACUACAAGAUGAUGAAUCGAAGUAUGACCCUAUUAGUCCAAAGAAGUACAAUGAAGUUAUUAUUGAUGGUUUCGCUAUUCUUUCGUUCAAAACCAAGGAAGAUAUGUUGGAAUUUACUAAGCUGAGUGAAUCACAGAGUCCUGGAACUGAUCCACUACUCGAACAGACGUAUAAACGAGCUCGUCGAUGUGGUAUACCGAAGCGUAAGCGUACAAAAGGCUUUUUGAAGCAGACACUAUACAAAAAUGGCGCGAAUAAUAAUACUAUGACAACAACAAAAAAUACACUUACAACAUGCAUAUUUGACUAUUAAGCCAAGUAUGUUGUAUGCGAAGACUGUCUGGCCGCUAAACCCCUCAGUAGAAGGAAGUGGUGAGGUGUGAACUUGUAACGUACGGGUUGGAAGUCAAGUCCCACCAAAAACAGCGCUAGUAAACAGCUCGUGUUUUGACAGUUUUCAGUUAUAAUUUCGUGCUUAAAUGAGUUUAAAAAAACUUUCGAUCUACUGAUGAGUGAAAUCAAUAGAAAUUGGUAAUCGUAGAUCGUCAGAAUCAGACUGUAAAAGUACGAUCUCUUUUAGGAUCGUUACUGUGUGCACUACGUAGGAGUAUCAGACAUCGAUAUCAUAGUAGCAGUAUGUAUUGGAUCAAUUUUGAGUGACUAAUGGUAAUCAUAACAACUUUCCAACUGGCUGUAGAAGCUGCGGUUUUAACAUAUGUUGGUGUAGUAGUAGUAGUAGUAAUGAUAGUAAUAAUAAGAAUAAUGGUUUUAUCACUAAUAAGGAUGAAAAAGUGAGGCAAUCUAUGAUAACACGAAUAUUGAAAAAACAGCAUGGUUAAACAAACAAAUGUUCAGAUGGAAGUAGUUGAUAGAGCCUAGUAAAAACAAAUGAACCGAUUUAGUAAUGUUAGACUGAUUGUAAGGGAAGUAAAUGAGACACGUUUAUAAUGAAGAUGUAAUAAGAUUAAGGGAUGAUAAGAAAGGGGUUUAAAAUGUAAACAAGGGGUGGUGUAGAAGUCAUUA
Trichobilharzia regenti is the source of this 1403-nucleotide messenger RNA. The record is from the annotation of a GenBank genome assembly. Lineage: Eukaryota; Metazoa; Platyhelminthes; Trematoda; Strigeidida; Schistosomatidae.